Messenger RNA from Salvia hispanica, 1389 nucleotides. Lineage: Eukaryota; Viridiplantae; Streptophyta; Magnoliopsida; Lamiales; Lamiaceae. The record is from RefSeq and is a predicted model, not a curated record.
AUGGACGACAAUUGCAGCAGUCACAUGAGAAAAAAUAUGAUCCUUGAUGAAACAACAUCAUGGAACUGGGAAGACGAAUCAGUCGAGCAUCUAUCCCUAGAUGAUUAUGAAUCAUCAAAUGUAGACGAUGAAGAAGAUUAUGGCGUUCCUCCACCUCAAAGUCCAAAUCCUACUCCACAAAGUCCUCCUAAUCAUGUUGCAGAUUCAAGUCCAGAAUCUCCAAUAAGAAAGACUCGUUCAUUACGAGAAAUAUAUGAAGUAUCUGAAUUUGCUCCUUAUUCUAGAGAGCCUGAAAAUUUUGAAGUUGCAAAUAGCAAAAAGAUUUGGAGAAAAGCAAUGGAGGAAGAAAUUGCCAUGAUAGACAAGAACAACACUUGGGAGUUGCCGGAAGAGCUAGAAGAAGAGGUGUUUGAUGAACAACCUCAAGAUUUUUGUGUUGAAGGAGAAGAAGCCAAGGUGUACAAAUUGAAGAAAGCUCUAUAUGGCCUUAUAGAUGAUCUUAUCUAUAUUGGAUCUAGAAGGAAGAAAAGAGCAAUCUUCAUAGCGAGUUUCACAUCAGUGGCAGGGGGCAUGCUGGAAGAUGAACAGGAAAUUGCUGUGAAAUGCUUGGCCAGAAACUCUUCACAAGGAGUUGAUCAAUUGAAGAACGAACUGAUAUUGAUUGCUAAACUUCAGCAUUGGAAUUUGGUGAGGCUUCUAGGAGGCUAUCAAACAAAAAGUAGGCUACUCAACUGGGAAAAACGCUUCAAUAUUAUCAACGGAAUUGCUAAGGGAAUUCUUUAUCUUCAUCAAGAUUCGAGGUUGAGAAUCAUCCAUCGAGACCUCAAAGCCAGCAAUAUAUUGCUAGAUGCUGACAUGAACCCUAAGAUAUCCGACUUUGGCCUAGCUAGAACUUUUGCAGGAAACGAAACAGAAGCUAAAACUCGCAGAGUUGUUGGAACAUACGGAUACAUGUCACCAGAAUAUGCAAUAGACGGGGUAUUCUCGGUCAAAUCAGAUGUUUUCAGCUUCGGUGUUCUCGUGCUAGAAAUUGUGUGUGGAAAGAGAAACAGAGGAUUCUGCCUUGAAGAUCAUGAUAUUAACCUUCUCGGUCACGCGUGGAGACUAUACACAGAAGACAAGACAAGCCAACUACUAGAUACUUCUCUAGUUGAUUCACUAGACACGAAACAAGCUCUACGCUCGAUUCACGUGGCGUUAUUUUGUGUGCAAAAGAGUCCAGACGACAGACCAAGCAUGUCUUCAGUGGUGUUCAUGCUGGGGAAUGAAAUAUCAAUAGCUCAAGCUAAAGAGCUUCGAUUUUUCACAGAGAGAGAUGUUGGCAUUGCUCACAAGUGUAAUAAAAAUUCAGAGAAUCAAGUAAGCAUGUCAUUGAUCCAAGGAAAAUAG